ACUUUGGUUUUCUUUCCGUCCAGCAUCUUACCAUAAUCAUUUCUUGUGUUAAUCGAAAUUAUCCAAGAAAAUAUAAAGGUAAACGGAAAAAAUCAGAGGUGAAACUGGCAUAAACAAUUUCGUUUAAUUUCGUUUAUUAUACAACAGACACAUCAUCAAUAUUUAUCAUCUUUUAAAGACAUAAGAUGUUAUACUGAACAAAUAUAACCAUAUUCAUAUAAAUUUAAGGAAUUAUUUUGAAAAAUUUCUCUGGAAUGAGUAAUAUACAAUUCUGCGUUUUAAAUAUCUUCAUAUAAAUUUAUAAAGCACUCUCCAUUCAGAUGAUGGACACAUAGCAGAAAAAAAAGGAAAGCAGCAAACAUAUAUAUUGUGGUGAGAGAAGAAAAAUUAUUAGUGAAUCAGUUAAACAGCUGUUAUUUUUUGUUCUAUAAAGAUGGCAAAAAGCUUGGCAAAGUCUUCAUAUGAAUGUGAUAUCUGUAACAAGUCAUUCAGUUCAAAAGGUAAUCUAACUACACAUAUACGUAUUCAUACAGGAGAGAAACCAUAUCACUGUGAUAUCUGUGGUAAAAGGUUCUCAAGAAAAGACGAAUUGACUAUUCAUAAACGUGUUCAUACAGGAGAGAAACCAUAUCAGUGUGAUAUCUGUGGUCAAUCAUUCACUCGUAAAGAUAUUUUAACUACACACAAACGUAUUCACACAGGAGAGAAACCUUAUCACUGUGAUAUGUGUAGCAAAUCAUUCUCUACAAUUACUAACUUAACGGAUCAUAAACGUAUUCAUACUGGUGAAAGACCAUAUCAUUGUGAUUUCUGUGAUAAAUCAUUCAAUCAAAAUAAUCAGCUAACUAAACACAAACGUAUUCACACUGGGGAAAAACCCUAUCACUGUGACGCCUGUGACAAAUCAUUCUCUCGAAAUGAUGAGUUAACUACACACAAACAUAUUCAUACAGGAGAGAAACCUUAUCGGUGUGACAUCUGUGGUAAGUCAUACUUUGUAAAUAAUGCUUUGACUGUACACAAACGUAUUCAUACUGGAGAAAAACGAUUUAUUUGUGAUAUUUGUGGAAAAGCAUUUGUUGGAAGUAAUGAUUUAAAGGGACAUAAACGAAUUCAUACAGGAGAAAAACCAUAUCAUUGUGAUAUUUGUGGUAAGGCAUUCCCCCGAAGUGAUAGCUUGCGUAGUCACAAACGUAUUCAUACUGGAGAAAAGCCAUAUCAUUGUGAAAUCUGUGGUAAAUCAUUCUCUCAAAGUACUGCUGUAACUGUACAUAAACGUGUUCAUACUGGAGAAAAGCCUUAUAUUCGUGGUAAAGCAUUUUCACAAAGACCUGCUGUGACUGUACACAAGCACAUUCAUACAAAAGAAAAGCCAUAUCAUUGUGAUAUCUGCGGUAAAUCAUUCACUCGAAGUGAUUCUUUGCGUGAUCACAAACGUAUUCAUACUGGAGAAAGGCCAUAUCAUUGUGAUAUCUGUGGUAAAUCAUUCUCUUACAGAAAUGUAUUAACUCAGCACAAACAGAUUCAUAUGCGAGAUCUGUGGUAAGUCAUUCUCUCAACAUGAUUUAGCUGUUCACGUCUGUAUUGUUCCAUGAGAGAAAGACUGAAAAAUCUCUUAAAUAUAUCCUAUUCAUAACCAUGUAUGAAACUAAAUAAGAAGGAAUAAACAAAUCAUAAAAUAUAGUCUUUCACCAUACUUUAAUAGGAUAGAAGUAUGUGAUGUACUUAUACAUCUGGAUUGUGGGUACACUUUUUCUGUAUGUUGUGUAUAUUCUUUCAGGUAUAUUAUGUUGAUUCUUGUUUUAUCAUUAUUGUAUUUGAUCAAGAGACCAAUUCUUUUGUUGGUAAUGUCUUUAAUUUAAACUACGACAUGGUUCCUUCAUGAGUUUAUGGUGAAAAUUAAUGUUAAGUUGUCAUUGCUGUAUUAAACUUUACAUAAAAACAAAAUUGGUGGAAAAAUUUUCUGAAUUAAUAUCAUCAAUGUUUUUUUUUUAUGUCCAUUGUCAAUGCAGGAAUGUGUUGGACCACAUCAUCACCAUCAUCAUCAUUAUUGUAUGAUGAUUAUAAAGAUUGUCAUCUCAAGCAGUUUGUCAUUUCAAGUGUAAAUUCCAAAGUUCUGACUGCAACAGUCUCUUUGUAUUUUUAUAAUAAGUUAAACUCUAAAUAAAACUGGUUUUCUCUGAAA
Molecule: messenger RNA, 2185 nt
Organism: Octopus bimaculoides (California two-spot octopus)
Lineage: Eukaryota; Metazoa; Mollusca; Cephalopoda; Octopoda; Octopodidae
Biological process (GO): regulation of cytokine production; negative regulation of transcription by RNA polymerase II; regulation of immune system process
Cellular component (GO): nucleoplasm
Molecular function (GO): DNA-binding transcription repressor activity, RNA polymerase II-specific; RNA polymerase II cis-regulatory region sequence-specific DNA binding
Source: RefSeq, a predicted model, not a curated record